AUGUCGCCUUCACACGGGCUGUUCGCCCGUUAUAACCGGUAUUUCAAUGGUCCCUCGGUGUGGAACGACAAGGUCACGCUCAGCACAGACAGUCUUUACGAAACCAAGUCUCUGUAUAUUGUCGGCUUUUCUUUCGACGUUCUGACACUGGCCGCCCUGAUCUGCGGUGUCGUCUGGGCAUGUCUGAUCCGCAACCACAGAGGCGCGCUGAAGGGCGUGCUCCCUUCUCUCAUUGCCUGGCUGGUUGCUAUGAUCCUUACCAUCAUCGAGGAAAGUCUCCACCUAGCCGACGCCGUAGUCACCCAAUACUAUGUGAUGGGCCUGUUCCUCAAUGUCUUUUUCUUUCUUUUGAGUCAAUGCCUGCUCAUUUUCGUCUUCUACAACGUCAUUCAUAAGCUGUUGGAUCGGCUCACUGAUACGGGCAAGCCAUACGCGGCUGUGGUUAUCAUUCACUGGAUCGUUCUGGCCCUUGCGGUAGCACUAGCCAUUGCUACCUGGGCCUUGUAUGUGGUAUUUGAGGUGAAUAUGAUUCAGAAUUCAUAUGGAUUCGAUGUUUCAGGAAUCUAUAGCAAUAUCCAGAGUGCACAGGUUAUCUUCUACUGGGUAAUUUCAGUGGAGAUGCUCGCCUGGUCCAUCUUUGCGACUGUGAAGGCUGGAUCUCACAGGUUUGUCUCGAAAAUGCCAGCAAUUGCUUUCAUAAUCGGCAGCGUCUUUUGGUUCGCCCUGAACAUGAUGUGGGCAGUCGUCUACAUCCGCUACAUCAUCCCGGACAGCCUGUUUUUCCCGCGGUAUCUGUCAGCCGUUGAGAGUGUCGGCCAAUUUUUGUUCUGCGUCGGCAUCUACGUCGGCGUCCUCCUCUGCUGCAUGAACUGGAGCAAGGUCGGCGACAAGCCUUCCGGGCCAAUGCAACACGGUCCUGUGCCUGUUGGAUACCCGACAUACCCGGCAUAUCAGACUUAUCCCCAGUUCUCACAAAAUCCACAGCAGUAUCCUCCAUAUAUGCAGCAGCCAUACCAGCAGCCAUAUCAGCAGACAUACUAG
This is a messenger RNA of Penicillium cinerascens, 1041 nucleotides long. RefSeq lists its product as uncharacterized. The coding region runs from base 1 to 1041 and encodes 346 amino acids. The record is from RefSeq and is a predicted model, not a curated record. The transcript has 3 exons. NCBI's taxonomy places the organism in Eukaryota, Fungi, Ascomycota, Eurotiomycetes, Eurotiales, Aspergillaceae.